AAGCCUAAAUGCAUUGGACACCACUAAAACUCCCAGGUAACAGCAGAGGACAAGAAAAAGGACAACAGCAUCGCCAACGAUACGGUAGAAGUGAAGUCAACUUCAGUGCCUGACAAAGAGAGGCUGCAGACAGCCAAAGAGUCCAGCGGUGCAUUGCUUUUGUCCCAGGAUGCAUUAGCAUCAGACAAACCCCCGCUGCUGGAGACCUGGGUGGACCUGCACAACUUCACUAAAUGCUUCCAGACACUGUUGGUUUUUCACAAGCCAGAUACUUAUGCACAUCAGUGUAAGACAUCACACUUUAAGAACUCCAUAUCCUCUCGGCUGUCUGCUGCUGCAUUGUCCAACGCUGUGGCCUCCACCCACUCCAUGUCCGCUCAUGCUAGACAACCUGAUUCAACUGCAAUUGUUCAAACACAGUCUGCAGAUGGAAAAUGUACUCACUUCCUGUUUGUAGAUAGCCUGUUACCCACAGAAAUUGUCAUUGGAUUCUCAGCUUUGGUGCACUGGGGAGAGAGUGUGGAAGACAAAAAGGAGUCAUCAGCCAGGCCUGGUUCUCUAACGGCCAAGCCUUUCUCGUGGAAGAGCAUAGUCUCUGAACUCCCUGUGGUGCAGAUUCAAACUACUGCUAGUAAAGCUGUGUUGCUUUCUCUUCCUCCAGGGCGUCAUGUUCUUCAUGUGCACACAAGUGCUUCAUUGGCUGUCCACCUACAUCUAUUCAGCAUGUCUCCUUUUGUUUUUGGUGAUGAGGAGACUGUUAUGCCACACCUUGACAAGGAGAGUCUGAGGUUCUGUGAGCAGGCUGUAAUGAUCAUGAGAUCCCUGGGUCGAGUGAUCAGCUGCUUCUCAGAUCCAGAGGAACUACCAUCAACCACCAAAGAACUUGAGAAGACCCAUGGUGUAGGCAUACAGCAACAAAGGGUGUUCAAUGAAGCUGUGUAUCAUAUGUUUUGCUCUGCUCUGGGGCGGAAACUGACCACUGAGGAGCUGUUUGCGGUACAGACUCUGACAGGAGACCCAUCGCCACAUGGCAGCAAUGAUAAAGCCUUGGAAUGCACGAUCAGUCUAAAGAUGACACUCCUGAGCGCUGGAAUGGGCAGGCAGGCCACAGACAAGGAAAAUGCCAGGCCGCCACAGUGUUGCAGGCAGGUUGGAAAGGAUACCUAG
Molecule: messenger RNA, 1167 nt
Organism: Cyprinus carpio (common carp)
Lineage: Eukaryota; Metazoa; Chordata; Actinopteri; Cypriniformes; Cyprinidae
Gene: adgb
Product: androglobin-like
Exons: 11
Coding region: 370-1167 (265 amino acids)
Biological process (GO): proteolysis
Molecular function (GO): oxygen binding; protein binding; calcium-dependent cysteine-type endopeptidase activity
Source: RefSeq, a predicted model, not a curated record